Molecule: messenger RNA, 390 nt
Organism: Ostertagia ostertagi
Lineage: Eukaryota; Metazoa; Nematoda; Chromadorea; Rhabditida; Trichostrongylidae
Source: the annotation of a GenBank genome assembly
AUGCGAACGUUUGCCCUAACAUUGCGUAGUUCGGCCCGACAACUCGGAAUGAUGGGCAUGGUGCUAUCAACUGGCGUUGUUUUCUUCUCGACGUUGCUCUAUUUCGUAGAGAAAGAUGAGGUAGAUACACCUUUCACCUCGAUUCCAGCUGCCUUCUGGUGGGCAAUUGUAACAAUGACAACGGUUGGCUAUGGUGACUACGUUCCUGUCACAAUACCUGGAAAACUUAUUGCUUCUGGAGCAAUCAUCAGCGGUGUACUUGUAUUGGCGCUGCCCAUCACCAUCAUAGUUGACAACUUUAUGAAAGUUUCAGGGAAUACAAAUCCAAUGUUCUCAAGUUCGCAACAUUCGAACAAGCCAGAAGCGGAGCCGGUCACCAUGCAACGUUGA